Suillus subalutaceus is the source of this 1777-nucleotide messenger RNA. RefSeq lists its product as uncharacterized. Lineage: Eukaryota; Fungi; Basidiomycota; Agaricomycetes; Boletales; Suillaceae. The transcript is spliced from 2 exons. The record is from RefSeq and is a predicted model, not a curated record. The coding region runs from base 36 to 1544 and encodes 502 amino acids.
UUGAUAUAUUGUCGAUAUCCAUCGCCAACUGAUCAAUGCAUCGAGCUCUGUUCGUUUGUGAAAUCCUCCUGAGCAUAUUCACGCAUGUCGAUAAAUUCUUACCAUGGUCAUGUCACCCGAGGUCAUCGGCUUGGAAAUCUCUCGCAGCACUUGCAAGGACAUGCAAACCCUUUCACGAGCCCGCGAUGGAUUUUCUUUGGGCUGACAUAUAUGAGAUAACACCACUGCUAGGCUGCGUAACGAGGCUAAAUCAAAUCAUAUAUCGGAACUCACAAUACCACUGGUCCUCUCAAGACAUUGAACCUUUAUCUGAGCAUGAGGCCCGUCAAUUUUUGCGGCACGCUACCCAUGUGCGCUCACUGCGCGUAGAAAGCAGCGAGCAUUUUCACCUCUUGGCAAAUCUUCCCAUCGAAACAUGCAUUUUCCCGAGUCUGUCUUCAUUAUCCUUUAUCGUCGAUCAUCCUCACGCUAAAUACCUGCAUCUCUUUCUAUCCCCUACUCUGCGCAAGUGCAGCCUAUCUGUCAUCCAUCCGGAUUUCAAAUAUAUCGCGACUCGUUUUGCUGCUUUGGAGGACUUGUCCAUCAAGCCCGGGUCCUUUGAUGACAGCAUAGCAGAUGAUUUGCCUCUGCUGUCUAAUACUGUCCGUUUGUGCAAGCAGCUUACAAAUCUGUAUUGCCCACCUCUCAACUGGGCAGCUUGGAGGCACAUUUCCAACCUCCCAACCCUCCUCACAGUGGAGAUUAGCGAUCUGCCCAGGGAUCAUCGCUGGCCUUUGGGUCGGGACACCCACAACUUCGCACAUUUCCGCAACCUCACAAGUCUUUUUUUCUUUGUAGACACGGCCACGUACACUAUCGCAGUCAUUCAACACUCAGAAUUCCCCUCGCUACAAGAGUUUGUAAUAACAGUCAGGGAUUUGCCUUAUGCGGAGGCCAAGCAACUUUGUCGCGCGCUGUCCCAGUGCAAGGCAAAUCAGAACCUUGAACGCAUUGAGAUAAUCUCCCCUUAUCACACAGUUAGGGGGCCCCCGAGCAGUGUGAUCACACAAUUCUUUUGUUUCACCCAGCUCCGAACCUUGGAACUCGACUUUCCUCAUUGCUGCUUCAAUCUUGAUAACAACCUUCUUUUGGAAGCCAUGGCAAGUUGGCCACACAUAUCCUCGCUGAUAUUGGUGGACGAGAAAACGGUACCCACUGUCACAUUCCGCGGACUAUUCACAGCGCUCCUUCAAUGUCCCCACUUGCUUAACUUGGACAUGUCAAUAGACGCUGUGAGAAUCGAUAUCGAUCCUACAGCCGAGUCAUUUCGACAUACCACCCUAGAAUUAUUGAACUUGACCCGGUGUCGUGUAGCGGAUGCUGAAGCUGUUGCUCGCAUCCUCUUCUCCAUGCUCCCUCGUAUCAACGAAGUCGCCGACAACCGAGACCCAUUUGACUCAUGGGACAUGAACAUUGACUUUCUGAAGCAGUGGGAGGAGGUUAACAGGCAUCUCGAUCUUUUAAAUGGCCGCGAGCCACGAAGCUCCGAGUUUGAUUCGGACUGAUGUCGGUGAAUUUUCUGGAGUUGUACAUGGCAAUAUGCUCGCGUCAUUUUUGCACCAUGCUGGCUAUGGUACAGUUCUCAUCAUCGUACUUUUCUUUUUCUGGCCUCAUGCAUCCUACGCUACCGAACAACGUCGCUCUCGGAAAAUGAGAUCCAUACUCUACUAGUACUUAUUCUAUGUGCCUUCCAAUGCAUGUGCGCUGUUGAAUAAUGUAAUUGAUGAGAGCAUAUGCC